Messenger RNA from Xylona heveae TC161, 1924 nucleotides. RefSeq names its product alpha/beta-hydrolase. The coding region runs from base 67 to 1860 and encodes 597 amino acids. Gene Ontology annotation, molecular function: dipeptidyl-peptidase activity. The transcript is spliced from 8 exons. Lineage: Eukaryota; Fungi; Ascomycota; Xylonomycetes; Xylonales; Xylonaceae. The record is from RefSeq and is a predicted model, not a curated record.
GGAAUAGAUAAAACAUGGUGCAAUGCCAUCAUUUCAUCUUGCCAUUUUAUUUUCUGCAAUUUGACGAUGAAGGACAAUAUCAGCAUGUCUCCACCACCGCUGCCGCUUCGUAAGCUUCACAGCGUCGACGACUCAGGUGCCCUCGUCGUCGAAACGAACGUCGACAUCCCUCUUCCCACAGCGCCGCCGGAGGGGGCCGACGAUCCCUGCCUCGUGCGAGCUAAUGUGUAUAGGCCGAAGGGCACGGGCAAAUAUCCUGUCAUCUUGACAUAUGGGCCUUAUGGCAAGGACAUUCAUUAUCCCGACUUUCACGCCGCAUCAUGGGCGGACGUCAAUCCAAAGCAUCAGUCAGCGUACUCUGCCUGGGAGACGCCUGAUCCCCCGUUCUGGGUCAAAAAAGGCUAUGUAGUCGUGCGUGCUGACGAGCGUGGCGCUGGCCAAUCACCGGGCAUGCUGAAUUGUCUCAGCGAGGCCACGAUCCAUGGGUUCUUUGACGUGGUCGAGUGGUGCGCGGACCAGGAAUGGAGCUCUGGGAAGGUAGCGCUUUUGGGUGUCAGCUACUAUGCGUGUACGCAGUGGUGGGUUGCUGCAAGGCGGCCUCGAGGGCUUGCGGCUAUUGUCCCGUGGGAGGGAAUGAAUGAUUAUUAUAUGGACCUCGCCCGCCACGGUGGCAUUUUGUGUGAUGGAUUCUUGGAUUUCUGGUGGAAUCGCCAGGUCGGGUCGGUUCAGUAUGGCCUCGGUGACCGUGCCGCCCGCAAAUGGGGUCCAGAUACCCUCGAAGGGACCAUGGACGCAAUCGCUUUGUUGAAACAUCGAAAGGUCCCCGUCCUGGAGGGAAUCAAGAACAAAUAUCGCACAGACGCAAUGUACUUUUCCGACCUGUUCCCAGCAGAAAAUAUCGAGUGCCCUGUUCUGAGUGUCGCCAACUACGGCGCAACGCAACUGCACCUGCGAGGAAACGUCUUUGGCUUCAUGAAAGCUGGGUCAAAGUUCAAGUAUCUCCGCUUCAUCAGCGGCAGACAUGAUGUCCCCUUUUAUUUUGACGAAUCUGUAGAGGUGCAGAAGUCUUUCUUGGAUGCCUUUCUCAAAGGAGAAGAUGACUAUGGCUGGGCACACCCCGGCAAAGUGCCUCCGGUGGAUCUUUGUCUGCGUGUCGGAAACGCGGGCGUCAACGAUGCACGUCGGGAGCUGGCAGCAUUUCCGCGCCGGACGGAACUCGAAUGGCCGUUGAAGCGGACCGUCUAUACGGAUUUCCAUCUGACGAUGUCACAGGGCCUGGUGACGAGCCCAGUUGAUGUGCAGGAGGGGAUACUGCGUUAUGAAGCCCCAAGAGGCUCUCUCUUGUUCGAGACAACGCCCUUCGAGGAAGAAACGGAGAUAACAGGGCAUCCAAUGGCCCACCUGAACGUCUCCCUCUCCAGCCGUGACUCUUCAUCCCCAUCUGAGAUUGAUCUCUUUCUGACAAUCCGGCACUACGAUAGUGAUGGCCAAGAAAUUUUGUAUACCGGUCCAGCAGGCGAACCUGUUUCUGUGGUCAAGGGAUGGCUCCGGGUCUCACACCGGCAGACAACGGGCCCACCGACCGACAAUGUGCCACAACGGAAUCACACGCCAGGGUCCAUCCUGCCCGUCAAAUGUGACACUGUAUACACCGUGGCUAUUGAGGUAUGGCCAACAAAUGUCAUUAUCAGCAAAGGGCAUAAGCUGGCCCUAGAAAUUGCAAGCACGGAUACACAUCACGGGGGCCUCUUCUUCCAUCGUCAUCCCGAGGAUCGGCCGGAGACGAUGCUCAAAGGCUGGAAUAACAUACAUUUUGGCCCUGAGUGCCAGAAUUUCCUAAGGCUCCCAGUAAUCCCGUGAGCAAAUAUACAAAUUUUCUCAAUAGGGAUGGGAUAACGCAGUCACGAAACCAGUUUAUGUGGGG